AUGGCCGAAGCGCAUAAAAUCGAGCGACCACUUUCUUUGCAGGCAGAGAAUAACCUCGUGCCACUUCAAACCCCUUUCCGAGCGCUCAAUCCUCCAGAACACUACACCAUGCGUCUCGCGCCUGCUUUUGUCGUGACUAGUCUUGCCCUGUGCACUAUCGCGCAUGCGGCACCCCAUGCGACCUCACAAGCAGACGAGCUUCUGGUAUCACUCCAGACUCGGAGAGUAGGCCAUCCGUUACCUCCAAAACCAGCCCCACCUACACCUCCACCGGAUGCCCCACCUCCACCGAAUGUACCACCACCAUCACCCCAAAUGCACCUGGAUGAAAAUCCUUUCUAG
Lentinula edodes (shiitake mushroom) is the source of this 342-nucleotide messenger RNA. RefSeq lists its product as uncharacterized. The transcript has 3 exons. Bases 1 to 342 code for a protein of 113 amino acids. The record is from RefSeq and is a predicted model, not a curated record. Lineage: Eukaryota; Fungi; Basidiomycota; Agaricomycetes; Agaricales; Omphalotaceae.